AUGACAUGUUUUGAGGCACCUCAAAAAUCCCGUCAUGACAUCUUCGGAGUGGUGCUCUUUGAGCUCAUCACGGGGCGCGUCCCUGUCCUUUCCAUCAUCAUGUGCUGCUUUCCCCCUGUCAUUCCCUUGCCCCCUGUCGUCCCCUUUCAUUGCCCGCCUCCCAGCUUCGGAGUGGUGCUCUUUGAGCUCAUCACGGGGCGCGUCCCUGUCUUGCCUAUUGUCUUCGGAGUGGUGCUCUUUGAGCUCAUCACGGGGCGCGUCCCUGUCCUGCCUGAUGGCAUGCAGCUCGUGCACUGGAGGCCGAUCAGUGCGUCGCUGAUCCGCUUUGCAGAGCUGGCGCACUCGUGCAUCCUCUUUGACCCGCUCUCCCGCCCCUCCAUGGCGGAUGUGGCCCAUGCCCUCCAUGCCAUCUAUCUCGACAAGGACUACAGCUCGAUACCCUCCGCUGCACAACAUAAGCGCUCCCAAUCCCACACUCAGCACCAACACCAGAACCAGUCCCAGUCCCAGGGCCAGUCGCAGGGGCAAGGAGCCCAGUCCUCCUCCUCUCGCUCCUCCCCCACCGCCUCUGAUGAUGACGGCAGCAAUCGCGGGUCACAGCAGAGAGGCACUCAACCCAACAGCCACAGCAGCGGCGGCAGUAACGCGAGCGGUGGUGGGGUGUUGCCCCCAAAUGAAGGGGGGAGUCGAGAGGAGAAGCUAGAGUUGCUUGGUCCAUCACGAGCCGCCAUGAGCGGCGUCUUGGAGCUCACUGUGGUGGGAGCGUCGGGUCUGAAGGACAAGGAGCUCUUCACGAAGCAGGACCCGUACGUCGUGGUGGAGUACGGUUCCCAACGGUUCCGCACCAAGACAGAUAAAGAUGGCGGCACAACCCCGGCAUUCAACUCCACGUUCCACCUGCAGCUGCUCCCAGGUGUGGAGGAGUUCUCUGCGGUGCUGUGGAAUGACAACCUGGGGCGCGACGAUGUGAUUGGCAGCUGCCGAGUCAACUUCCGCCAGGCAUUCUCCAUGGGCAUUUGGGACAUGUGGCACCCCGUCUACACCAAGAGCCAGAAGCAACGUGGCAGCCUUCAUUUGAUCAUCAAGGCUCCUGGGGCUAGGGCACCUGGAGGAUACCCCCCAUCGUCAUAUCCGCCUGCACCGUAUCCCACCGCACCAUACCCCCCAGCCCCAGCAUACCCGCCCCCAUCCGGCCCACCAAACCCAUACCCACCCGCCCCAGGCUACCCCACCCCUCCCCCAUCCGCCUAUCCUCCCCCAUCCUCCUCCGCCCCUCCCCCAUCCGCCUACCCUCCCCCAGCCGCCUCCCCCUAUCCCCCCGCCUCCUCCUCCUACCCGGCCCCUUACCCCCAGAGCGCCCCUGCGCCUUACCCGGCUGGCCACUCCAAGCCUCCUAGCGUCUCCUCUUCAGUUAACACUGUGCUGGGAGCAGUGGGAGCAUUGGUAGGAUCAGCAGCAGCAUAUGCGGGUGCGCAUGCGCAUAGCCAUAGCCACUACCCUCCGGCACCGUAUGGGUAUCCGCCCCCUCCCCCUGGCCCGUAUGGGUAUGGGGCUCCCCCUGUGGUGCGUUGCACAGCGAACUGGCUUAGACGUAUGGUUACCCCCUUUUUCGCUUUCUCUCACUCAGAUCUCAUUUCCUUCUCCCCUUAUCCGCGCUUCGCCUAUUUCCGGCCUCCCCUCGCCCGCCCCUCCUAUUUCCGCCUCUCCCCUAUCCGCGACUCCCUUUGUCUGCUGCACUGCGCCAGUGUGGUGGGUGCGACAGGGCUGAAGGACAAGGAGUUUUUCACGAAGCAGGAUCCGUACGUCGUGGUGGAGUACGGUUCUCAACGGUUCCGCACCAAGACGGAUAAAGAUGGCGGCACCACGCCUGCUUUCAACUCCACGUUCCACUUGCAGUUGCUCCCAGGUGUGGAGGAGUUCUCUGCGGUGCUGUGGAAUGACAACCUGGGGCGCGACGACGUGAUUGGCAGCUGCCGAGUCAAUUUCCGUCAGGCGUUCUCCAUGGGCGUUUGGGACAUGUGGCACCCCGUCUACACCAAGAGCCAGAAGCAACGUGGCAGCCUUCAUUUGAUCAUCAAGGCUCCUGGGGCCGGAGCACCUGGAGGAUACCCCCCAUCAUCAUACCCGCCUGCACCGUACCCCACCGCACCAUACCCCUCAGCAUAUCCCCCCACAGGGUCACCCUACCCACCCCCAUCCGGUUCACCAAACCCAUACCCUCCAGCCCCAGGCUACCCCUCCCCUCCCCCAUCCGCCUACCCUCCCCCCUCCUCCGCCCCUCCCCCAUCCGCCUACCCUCCCCCCUCCUCCGCCCCUCCCCCAUCCUCCUCCGCCCCUCCCCCAACCUCCCACGCCCCUCCCCCAUCCGCCUACCCUCCCCCAUCCUCCUCCACCCCUCUCCCAUCUUCCUCCGCUGCUUCCCCAUCCGCCCACCCUCCCCCCUCCUCCGCCCCUCCCCCAUCUGCCUACCCUCCCCCAUCCUCCUCCGCCCCUCCCCCAUCCGCCUACCCUCCCCCAUCCUCCGCCCCUCCCCCAUCCGCCUACCCUCCCCCAUCCUCCUCCACCCCUCCCCCAUCUUCCUCCGCUGCUUUCCCAUCCGCCCACUCUCCCCCAUCCCCCUCCGCACCUUCCCCAUCCGCCCACCCUCCCCCAUCCUCCUCUCCCCCUCCCCCAUCCGCCUACCCUCCCCCCUCCUCCGCCCCUCCCCCAUCCGCCCACCCUCCCCCAUCCUCCUCUGCCCCUCCUCAAUCCGCCUACCCUCCCUCCUCCUCCGCCCCUCCCCCAUCCGCCCACCCUCCCCCAUCCUCCUCUGCCCCUCCCCCAUCCGCCUACCCUCCCCCAUCCUCCGCCCCUUCCCCAACAGCCUCCCCCUAUCCCCCCCCUUCCGCCUACCCUGCCCCUUACCCUCAGAGCACCCCUGCGCCUUACCCUGCUGCCCACACCGCCCCUCCUGCACAUGCACAUGCACAUGCACAUGUACAUAGCCAUUAUCCCCCUGCGCCGUAUGGGUAUCCUCCCCCUCCUCCUGGCCCGUAUGGGUAUGGGGCUCCCCCUGUGGUGGUACACCACCAUGGCCACCAUGGUUACCACCAUGGUCAAGAGAUGCUUUUGUUAUACCUUAGCUGA
Closterium sp. Yama58-4 is the source of this 3126-nucleotide messenger RNA. The record is from the annotation of a GenBank genome assembly. Lineage: Eukaryota; Viridiplantae; Streptophyta; Zygnematophyceae; Desmidiales; Closteriaceae.